Molecule: messenger RNA, 2793 nt
Organism: Branchiostoma belcheri (Belcher's lancelet)
Lineage: Eukaryota; Metazoa; Chordata; Leptocardii; Amphioxiformes; Branchiostomatidae
Product: kremen protein 2-like
Exons: 6
Coding region: 892-2322 (476 amino acids)
Source: RefSeq, a predicted model, not a curated record
UAUUAUUAGAAGCAAUGAUCACAACAGGUAUAGACAACAUGAGCUGUCUCAAGUGUUUGUUGAAGAGUUUUGAGGGACUAGAACGUCUUUCCUGAGACACCUGCGGAAGACGGAGAUUGACAGUCCUUAAAUGACACCUGUUUUUACUUCCGUCCUCUCAAGAUCCUAUCUUCGCCUUGCAGUAUAUAAACCUCACCUACCUGAGCAAACAACCAUUUCCUUUCAAGGUCUAGAUCAGUCUGCUUGUUAACGGUGUCUUAGAAAAAGAUUUGAGGGUACUUUUCCCGGUAAAAACACGUCAUAGGCAGUCAUUAAUGUUGUUGCUAUCACGUCGCGGUUGCUUCUUGGCGCUCACUUGCACAUUUGCAGUCGGUCGUCGCACGAUUCUGAUGCGGUUAGGAUUUCAGAAAAACUGUGACAGAACCAAUAUUUAACCGCUGACAAGGGUCUAGGACAGCCUUUUCUACAACAAGACAGCAGGGCAUUUUGUAGGACAUGUGAAUGACUAUUGCGUGAAUGCCAUUACUUUGCGAUCGCACGAUGUAUAUUACCGGGUCCUAACACAUUGCGGGUUGCUAUUUGGCGAAGAACACUGAAGAUAUAGCCUGGUGGCCAUUCUCUAGGGGCCGGCUUUGGAGUGUUUCGACCCCCGUUUCUUGCCAUAGGCCUUUCCUCUGGCAGUCGAUCUUUCCAACCAGCCGAAAUUUCUUAUAGGCGAAGUAGUUGAAACUGGUCCCGUAAAACACCCCCGGCGUACGCUAAUGGACCUGGGCGGACGGGCAGCACUCUGAGCACCGUAGAGAUACCGGCGAGUCUACGACGGUCUGGCUACCAGGCUACUGAAGACAGGGCUGUCCGAUUGUGAUAGGAGGAAAACAUCCUAUAUCCACUAUGAUGGGAAACCUUCAGACAAUCGUUAAGUUUUGUCUCAUCGCACAGACGACCGUACUUGCUGUUGCUAAGGCUACAGUCCCCAUAUCACUGGGGUGCUACCAGGAUAACCCCCCUCACAGCCCUGUACUGGUUGGCCCGGCCACUUCCGCGACAGAAAUGACGGUCCAACGCUGCCUGGCGUUCUGUACGUCGUCUGGACAUAAAUACGCAGGAGUGGUCAACAGUUACGGGUGCCGUUGUGGGGAUCAAUUUCAAGGCGACACUGCUGUCUCGCGCCGACUACAGGCUUCUGACUGCACUGCACCGUGCGGCGGAGACCAGUCUCAGUUUUGUGGAGGACUCAGUGGCUCGCAGAAAAUGGAAGUGUUUGAAGCCUUCAUUGAAGCUUCUAUUGUUGCCUGUGGCGGUAAUUUAAACAAUGACAGUGGAACCAUAUACUCUCCAAACUUUCCUGAAUCGUACCUUCCCAGCCAAAACUGUACUUGGAACAUACAAGUCCACCCUGAAAAUGUCAUCAGGGUAAUUCUAGAACUUUCCGAGCUGUCCCCAGAUGACAGUUUGAUAAUUACAGAGAGUGAAUCAUCACAAAGAGUCAAUAAAGUUCCAAACAAGACUCUGGAUCCGAGUGUGGAAUACAUUAGUGCCAGCAAUAUCAUCAGCGUGCAGUUCCGGACAAAGCCGCAAGGGGAGCAGCAGGCAGGCAGAUUCUUUCUGCGUUAUGAAGCUGUUGGUCGCUGUGAAGCCAUCCCCACUGACUCACGUGUCGUGUCCGUGUCUCCGCCCCUCGCUCUCAUUGGUCAACGAGUGACGGUCACAUGCCAGGAUAGACGCGCAGUUGCAGUGGAGUGUCAGAAAAACAGACGAUUCGACGUCCUGGGUCCCUAUUGCACGGAAACGGGCUUCGUUCAAGUACAAGUGUCCACGAUAGUAGCUGUGACAGUGGCGGCGAUUCUUGUUGUCUCAUGCAGUGUGAAUGCGUUUUUCAUCUUCAAACGCAGAAGACAGAAACGGAUUGUGGAAGAUUCCGAAAUCCCUGACCAUGAUUAUGAAGAAAUUCCUGACGUUCUCGAGAUGAAGAAUUUCUCACUGUCAGCCCUUGGUACAUUGCCUUCUGCCUGUGAAUUCCUUACCAAUGAAACUGGAGCAGACUAUCAGGAAGUGAUCCCUGUGACAACUACAAACCGUGAAUACACAAGUUUGGCCUUGAACUCAUCAACUCUCGCAAGAGCGCACGAGACCGCAACAGGGGGCGAGAGUGAGAAGAAAAACUUCACGCCCAUAACCCUGGGCUCAGUCUCAAUAUCGUCUUCCAGCAAAAUACUUGACGCUGAAUCUGAACUUGACUAUCAAGUACUGAUUCCAGAGACCAUGGAAAACAAUGUCUACACCAGUUUGGCCUGGGAUUCUAGUCUCGCGAGAGAGUGUUAGACAACAGCAGGUGCAGGGAGUGAAAGAACUUAAACAUCAUCAGGCUCAACACAUAUAAAUGUGAACAUCAGUUUAUGAUCAGUACAUGUAUAACCCAAUAUUAAAGUACAGCUGACUUCUGUGGAAUUAUAGUCCGAAAACUUCAUCAUGGACAUAGAAUGCAACAGAAGGGGAAAUAGUUUUAUGGAUUAAUAUGAUUAAAAUGCUUGGCUGUUUUGAAGGUUUUUAAUAUUCUUUCCAGUGGUCCAUAUUUCUCUGCUUUCCUUAAGCUUUCUUAGUAUAACAAGUUAUGAAAGCCUCAAAAGCAUGCUUGAAAUACUACAUCUGCUUGGAGAUUGCAAGCUGGAGAUUACAAGUUUCGACAAAGAGAUAGAAAAAGACAUUGUUCUCGAUAUAUACACGAUUAGUCUGUUGUUUUUCCUUUUUUUUCUUUCAUAUCAUCACCUAGUAGAGGAGAAUUUCAAUCAAAAG